UAUACUAAAUUUUGAUAAUAAUUCUGUGGUCAGAGGGUAAAACUGCUAAGUCAGUUUUUUGAGAAAAUGGGAUUAUGUCAUGGUUAUAUACCAAUUUUUUUUUUUUUCAAAGGGUUAAAGUUCCUAAGUCGUUUAUUUACAAACACAUGAUUUAUUUAACUUGAACAUAACAUAUUAACUCCUAUUGGUUUUGAGUAAAAUGUCAUAAAAAUACUUAAGAACAAAAAUACACAGGAAAAAUAUGCGUGUAAAUACUCCUAAGUAUUCUUAUAAUGCAUUUCGCACUAAAAAGUACGUUUUAUGUGGGGAAAUAACAACCUAUUUUGACUUAAGCAGUUUUACUCCAGAUAAACACAUGGAUAUUUGAGCCUUUGUCGAUUUAAGCAGUUAUAGCCAUUUAUAAAGUGCACCGCGUGUAAGUGCGUAUGCAGAAUUAAGCUGUUUUGAGAGAUAAAAAAACGCGAUUUUAGUUGAGCAGAGUGAAACGUUGUGUUUCAAGCAAUUUGUUUAUUGGCUGUUUAUACGUAUUGUUAGCUUUUUUUGUGUUAAUUAUGUGUACGAGAGGCAAGAAAAUAGUUGCCAUGACUUUAAACGUCGAGAAGAGAGACAAGGAUCACGGAAAAGGUAAGGAAUAAUAUUAAGAUAAUAAUUACCGUAAAAUUUUUAGGUUAAGUUUGCAUAGUUUUAUUUUUUUAUUGAAACAUUUUUACUGUAGUUGGCGCAAUUUAAAUUAAAGAUUCGUGAAAAUAUUUUUAUUUUAAAUGCGGAUUAGGUCGUGUUCUAAUAUUUAAACAAAAACAAUGUUUCUAUUGUUUUUUCUAUAACUGCGGUUUAUCUGACUGAAUUUACUUUACAUGAAAAUAUCUUACACACAUUAAAAAACAAGAAACUGCAAUAAAAUUGUAUUAUUUUAAAUAGAUAUGACUAUGCUUGAAGCUGCAGAGACCACAAUACCUAAGGUAAUAGCUGUUGAAAAGUUGUUUGACAUUCCAAAUGGAUCAGGCAACGAUUAUAUUGAAUUUGAGUCUUUAAGAAGCGAUGAACCAGUAACAGAAGAGACUGUUUUAGAAGAAAUUACCCUUGAUAUGCCAAUUAUCAUUACUGAAGUAAAAACUAUGAACAAAAAUAAAUCUGAUCUGACUUAUGGGGUAUCAGAAUUUCAAGAUUAUUAUGAAAACAGAAUCUUUGUUGAACAGCCUGAAGCAGAAAGAGUCGCAACAGUAGACAACAAUAUACAUAUUGAAAGUCUGCCAAUUACUAUUAUUGAUGCAACAAUGGUGACCAGUAACAAAACUGACCUUCCCUAUGGGGCCACAGAUUUUCAAAAUACAUAUGAAAGUUGUGAAUUGGUUAUACAGCCCGAGACCGAACCAAUAUCAUCAAGAGAACAGAACGAUCCGCAACUUCAUUUAAAUCUACUCCACCGUAAUUCUCAAAUGACUCCAGUCUGUCGAUUUCUUGAUCAUUCUGACGCUGAAGAAGACCCUUUUAUCGGUGAUGAUCAACUCAAUGAUCCUGAUUUUAUACCUCCAAUAGAAACGGAUUCAGAUCGCGAUUCAGAAGAGCAUAUCAUACCUCCGAAAAAAACUAAAAUAAAUAAUCAGAACUCCGCAGGCGAUAAUCAUCCGCAGCCUUUUGCUGUAUUAAGUAAACGAUGCCGAAAGAUUAGAAAAGAGAGAAAGGAUAAAAGAAACUCAGGUCAGUCGUACGUAACUGAAACUGGGAAAAUGAUAUCUGAGAAAAGAUUCCGGAUUGUCGGCGAAAGUGUAAGAAUCGGUUUGAUUACAAUUUAAGAAAAGGAUUGUUUGACUCAUUUUGGUCAAUGAAUAGUAGAAACAGAAGAUCUGAUUAUCUCAGCGGCUUGAUAACAUCUGGCCCUAAAGCAACUCAGAGAUUGCGACAUCAGAACGGACCUCUAAGAAAUCGUACUCUAAGUAACGUGUAUAAUUUAAAAGUCAACGGCGAUUUGCAACCCAUUUGCAAAACUUGUUUUCAAAAGACAUUUGAUGUCACCGACGGAUUUAUAAAGUAUAUGUUAGCUUCAAGAUCAGUACAUUUACUGAUCUUGAAGCUAACAUUAUAUCUUGAAGCUAACAUUAUAUCUGCUAUUCCUGCAUCAUUAUGCAGGAAUAGCAGAAAUGGACCGAAGGGGUAUUAAUCCGCCAAUUUCAAAAACAACAGAUGAACGAAGAAGUCUAGUCAUUGAUCAUAUAAAUUCUUUUAAAUCAAUAUCUGGCAGCAAAUUUAAAUGUUCGUUUGAUGUAUUCUUUAUACAAAGAGCAAACUACUACUCCUGUAUCGUAUGAUAUCUACAGACAGAUUUUUAACGAUAUGAAUUUGUCUUUUAAGUUGCCACACAAUGAUACGUGCAAUACAUGUGACACUUAUUGUUUAAAACUAAAAAUAGCUACCAGUAAUGAAGAUCGGGAGGUCAUUCAAACUGAAUGGAAUAAACAUAAGGAUAUAGCUGAUAAGCAUUAUCUAGCUAAAUCCCAAGACAAAGGGGAAGCGAAAAUAAACAAAUCCACAAAGAUGAUAUCGUUUGAUCUUCAGCAAGUUCUAGCAACUCCCCACAUUCAAACAAGUAUUAUGUUCUACAAACGUCAGUUAUCCGUUUAUAAUUUGACAAUUUACGAAGGGACAGAAAGUAUUGCACACAAUUUUUUGUGAGACGAAACCAUAGCUGGCCGAGGGGCAAAUCAGAUAGGUUCCUGUUUAUAUAAAUAUUUUAUGGCUUUGCCUGAACAUAUUUCCCAUGUUGUCAUGUAUUCAGAUACAUGUACAGGGCAAAACCGAAAUUCGCACAUAGCUGCUAUGUGUUUCUCAGUUCUGCAGCAGCACCCCUUUCUUAAAGUAAUUGACCAUAAAUUUAUGCUAAGUGGACACUCCCAUAUGGAAUGUGACACCGCACAUGCUAUGAUUGAAAAGAAAAAAAAAGGACGGAUAUGAGAAUUCACCAUCCACGUGAUUGGGCUCAGCUAAUCCGUUCUGUCGGGAAGAAGGGAACAUUUUUAGUCACUGAGAUGCUGCAAGCAGAUUUUUAUGAUUUUAAGGCCCUUUACAAUCAAAAGCUUCAAGUUAAAACCCGAAAUUCUGAAAACGAAAAGUUUAUAUGGCACGAUGUUCAGUGGUUGAGAUUGACAAAAGAUCAGAUUGGCGUAAUGCAAUAUAAAACCUCUGUUGACAUAGAUGAACCUUUUAAAAGUAUUUCUUAUCUACGAAGGCGGCAAAAUAACCCGGAUUUAGUACCUCAACCCCAAUACACAGCAUUUUUACCAAUAUCUGAAGAGAAAAAGAAAAAUUUGUUAAGUGUCUUACAUUUGAUAGAUCCUGUAUUUCAUGAUUAUUACAAAAACCCACCCACCUCUUCAGCACAAAAAAAUGGGUCUGAUGGUUCUGAAGAAGAUGAGUAGUGUAUUGGUCAAUUUUCAUAUAUUUCAUCUUAAUAUUGCGUCGCAGAAUAUAUUAUUAGGAGGUUUUAGGAUGUUAGGAGAACUCUUUACGAUAUUUUGAUAUGUUUAAAAAAAAAAAACUUUAAAUAAAGUUUAAAAGUUGAUAUAAGUCUUUUAAUUUAGUUUAUGAGCAAAAGUGCUUAAGUUUAAAAAAUACUCCGGACAUUAGCGCUUAAGUCAGUCAAAAACCACUUUUAA
Molecule: messenger RNA, 3650 nt
Organism: Anthonomus grandis grandis
Lineage: Eukaryota; Metazoa; Arthropoda; Insecta; Coleoptera; Curculionidae
Exons: 5
Coding region: 921-1793 (290 amino acids)
Source: RefSeq, a predicted model, not a curated record